AUGGCUGAGAGGUCAGAAAAGCCCUCACAGCUUGCCUGGAGAGGUCUUGCCGGAACAGGAGAGGGGCGCGCUGGAGGGGGUGGUGGCCCUGUGCGCCUGCCCCUCCUGCUGCCGCCGCUGCUGGCCUGCUACCGCCUGCGGGCCGGGGCCCUGCACGACCAGCCGUGCGCCGAGGCCCCGUUGACGCCCGCGGAGAAGCACCGGAUCCUGCGCUUGGUGCUGCGUCUCCUGGAGCAGGGAGAGGUCUUGCCGGAACAGGAGAGGGGCGCGCUGGAGGGGGUGGUGGCCCUGUGCGCCCCGGAGGCCGGGGAGCAGGCCCUGCAGGCGCUCUUCGGCAGCCCGCUCUUCACGCAACACAGCCAGCAGCUCCUGGUCCACAGCAUGGCAGGCUGGUUCCCUGACAAGGUCGAGGGCUUCAGCCCUCCCACCGUUGCCUCCAUUGCCCGGCAUCUGGCUUGGCACCGCCUGCGGGAGAUCCCUUUGCUGGACAGCAUCGCUGCCUUCCUGCUUCAAAGGGUGGAGUCCCUGGACAUCAAGGUGAUCCAGAGGCUCAUCUUCCCCUUCAGCCGUCUCAGCUACCAGCCCCCCAACCACCUGGCGCUCUUCCCAUCUCUGGCAGCUGUGCUGAAACAGAAGGCGCCCGCAGCCCCGCUGGCCACGCUCAACAUCCUGAUGUCCCUCUUUCAACUGCAAUACUUCCCGGCCGCCGUCCUGUCCCAGGUCUUCUCUCCUGGUUUCGUGGCCAACGUCACCAGCAGUCCCUGUGGGUGGAUUGCGCAGAACUACCUCUCCCUGCUGGAUGCAGCUGUGCAGCUGGAGCUCAGCAACUACAGCGGCCCCCGCCUCGACCCCCGACAUCGCGUGAGCGUGUUUCACAGGGCGCUCGCUACAGAGGAGGUACAAUGCAGCUACAAACGUAUCGUGCGGGAGGCUCUCCGGCAGCUUGUAGGCAAAGAGGGAUAUCGUCAAGACACGGUGCUGCCUCCCGGCUACCGCGUUGACUUCCUACUCUGGAUCACCUCUUCAGGCCGAGUGCUCCCGAUUGGGCUGAAGGCCUCCAGGGUUUCUGAGGCUGCCCAGGCACCUCCUCCUCCUCCCAAAGAGAAGCAAGGCCUGGCUCCCUUCUGGCAAGAGCUGCCUGCCAGGCCCAGGGCGGGGGACCUCCCUUUGCACGACCGAAGCCUGCCCUUGUCGCCCCCACAAGAGGGUUCCUUUGGCCCGUGGAGGGCCAAGCCUCUUUCAGGCAUGGCUGACGACCCGGGCAGCCCCGCACGGAUGGAUUUCUUCCUGUCCAGUGGCAAGAGCAGUGCAGCCACUCUGACCCAUUUCUGUUUCCCCACCUGGGAGGGGACGGUCGCUGAAGGACCAGAGGAGACCGAGGGCAUCCACAGGGUGGUGCUUUGUGUCAACGACAAGUGGCAUUACUGCCAGAACGCGCCCGUCUUGGUGGGCUCCCGUGCCAUGCGCAACCGGCACCUCCGCUUGCUUGGGUAUUGCCUCCUCCAGCUGCCCUACCUGGAACUGGACAAACUGAGAGGCCUUGAGGAGGCCAAGCAGUACCUGUGGCAGAAGCUGAGGGAGCUGCGCCGGCCCGGCCCUGCCCCCUGUCCACCGCCAGGCGGAGGCAGGCAGGACGACGGGCCCGACGGCUGAGCUGGAUGGUGGGCCCCUCGUCCGGACGUGUUUGGCUCUGGCAGGCAGACCCUAACCCUCGCCCGUCCCUCUUCCACGGGUGGAGGUCCUGCCCAGGCGCUCCUUUGCAUGGAAGACUGUGGCGCCUUCCUUCGGCCGCCCUCCGGCACCCAGCUGCCCAGGAGGAGGAGGAGGAGGAGCACUUCUUCCCCCAUGCCUUCCGUUCUGGCUUGGCUUCCCAGCAGCAGCUGCUCCCUGGACCUUGGCCCCAUCCUGCUCUCCCAGACCCUCUUUGUUUCGUUUCCUCUACACCCAUGAAUGGGGAGGCUGGCAAGUGGGGGAAGGCCCCUGCGGUGGAUUGUAAUAAAGCGAUUUAUUGACACUUUAAAUUAAUCUCUUAAAUAAAAUCAUGCAGGGAG
Molecule: messenger RNA, 2051 nt
Organism: Pogona vitticeps (central bearded dragon)
Lineage: Eukaryota; Metazoa; Chordata; Lepidosauria; Squamata; Agamidae
Source: RefSeq, a predicted model, not a curated record